AUGCAAGAGUUAGGACCAUUCCGAGUAAACAGUGAUGGCAAAACACUUCAAACAAACAAAUACUCAUGGAACUAUGCUGCAAACGUAUUAUUCUUAGAAUCACCAACUGGAGUGGGAUUUUCAUAUUCAAAUAAGACAUCAAAUUACGACAACUAUGGGGAUAGGAGGACUGCUACAGACAACUACGUGUUUUUAAGGAACUGGUUGGAGAGGUUUGCAGAGUACAAGAAUUAUGAUUUCUACAUUGCCGGGGAGAGCUAUGCUGGCCACUAUGUUCCUCAGCUUGCUCACACCAUUCUCCACCACAACAACCGUCCCAAUUCCUCCUUCUUCAUCAACCUCGAAGGGAUCCUGAUAGGGAAUGCAGUAAUAAACGAUGAGACAGACAACAGAGGAACAUGGGAUUUCCUAGCAAGCCAUGCCAUAAUAUCAGACAAAGCAGCGCAUGCUGUUAGCAAAUUGUGUGAUUUCUCCGAGGUUGCAUCAUCAUCAACUGAUGAUGAUGAUGUGAACAAUGAAUGCAAAGCAGCAUCAAAUGAAAUAGAGCAAGACAUUGGUUCCAUCAGUAUAGACAACAUCUAUGCUCCUCAGUGCCAAGAUUCUAAUCUCACUUCCCUACCUAAGCCUCCUUCUAAAGUGGCAGACUCGUGUAUUGAGUAUUAUGUGGAUGCAUAUAUGAACCGGGUUGAGGUGCAAGAGGCAUUACAUGCCAAUGUCACGAAAUUGAGUCAUGACUGGGGACUUUGUAGGGAUGUCAUCAUCACCAAGUGGAAUGAUACGCCUUCCACUGUGCUUCCUCUUUUAAAAGAAUUCCUCAAUCACAGCCUUCGCGUUUGGGUUUUUAGGUAUUUGCUGUUUAAUUCAGAUUUAGUUUGA
Molecule: messenger RNA, 876 nt
Organism: Neltuma alba
Lineage: Eukaryota; Viridiplantae; Streptophyta; Magnoliopsida; Fabales; Fabaceae
Product: serine carboxypeptidase-like 40
Exons: 4
Coding region: 1-876 (291 amino acids)
Biological process (GO): proteolysis
Cellular component (GO): vacuole
Molecular function (GO): serine-type carboxypeptidase activity
Source: RefSeq, a predicted model, not a curated record